This is a messenger RNA of Musca domestica (house fly), 1654 nucleotides long. RefSeq lists its product as uncharacterized. NCBI's taxonomy places the organism in Eukaryota, Metazoa, Arthropoda, Insecta, Diptera, Muscidae. The transcript has 2 exons. The record is from RefSeq and is a predicted model, not a curated record. Bases 40 to 1575 code for a protein of 511 amino acids.
UUUCGAUUUCGUCGCUCGUCUAUAUCCCGUUUUGGGUCGAUGGCCAAACAGGAACCCAUGAUUGUUGUCGAUGAGUCGCAAAUUGUCGAAGAAGAUGAUCAAGAAAGCUCUGAAACACCCUCGAAUAAAGCCAGUCUCGACAUUGAUUCACCUGUUAAUCCCUAUUUGUUAUCACCAUGGCGAGAUCCCAGAGAAAGUCGCAAACAUUCGCUACCCUCGCAGCAGGUUACCGAGGGUAUUACAGCAAGUCAGGUCAGACGUCUGUCGGAGCGGGGCGGCGAAGGAUCUGGACCAUCGCCCAAGGAAGCCGCAUUCCUUGCAACCCUUUCACAGGCUCCAGCACCCUCUGGAAGGCGUCAUUCUGUGGUCACCAUUUCCAAAGUCCCACCAACCAUAUUUGGCCGGGCACGUCGCGAAUCCGUUGCAGCCUUACCAAACAAUCGUUUAAUAGGUUCUCGCCGGGAGAGCAACACCUCCACUGGACCACCAUCCACCGAUCCGAUCGGCAGCAUACAUAAUCUGCAAUUGGACAUUAUGGACGACAUCGUACAGUCGCGUAAGGCACGCAUGAAACUUUGGACCACAAGCAGUGAAAAAGUGUGCGAAGUGGAAACCCUAAAUGAGGUGGGUGGUACAACGCCACAGCGUUACACUAAUCGUCGCUAUUCUGAAUGCGUUUCAGCUCAGCCCACACCAUCACCAACACCAAGCUAUCGCAGACCCUCCGAACAUCCCGCCGUUAUGUCACCCUGCAUCACCCAGCCAACCAGCAAUCGUUCCUCGACCAGGCGAAAGAAAAGUUCAGGAUUUUUAGGUGGACGCACAGAUAUUGGUUCGAUUUUUAGCAAUCUCACUUCGUCGGCCAUUGAAAUACAUAAAUGUGAAGACAAACCCACACCACCACCCUCGGCAUCAGCAACAAAAACCAAGACCACACUGCAGGCACCCUCACACAGUAGUUCCAAUCUAUUGGACCCCAAUGCUGGCCGCUCGACUAGGUCCAAUAGUUUCGAUGUCUCGAUACUCAAUAAUGCUAAGCAAUUGGUCAGUGAUGCUCAGGAUAAUAGUUCGGCAGCUUUGUCGGGUUGGUUUGCAAAUCGCCAUGAGCCCAUGGCUCGCAAAAAGAGCAUACGCAGUAAAAGCACCGCCAUGGCUCUGUCAAAAGAUGUCCUAGAAAAGCUACAAGCCAAAGAUGUGUUGCGCGAGAGUAAACCCAAGCUAAAGCCACGAAGCAAACAGAAAAGUUGGACAGAUCAUACGAAGGGAACAAUUGUUGAUGCCACGGUAAUUGGUUCGGCCAUAGAAGGAUUCUUGCGUAAAAACUCAGCUUCAGGGCCAUCGGGAAGUAGUGGCAGCAGUAGCAGCACAGCUGCCACUUCCAGCGGCAGCAAGACGAACAAAGGCGGUGCAGUUCCCAAAGAUUAUGGUUCCUCGAGGCGAAGUCGCACCCAGGCACAGGCUGCUAAUGCGGUGCGCUCCACCCUCAAUUGGUUUGGCAAGGCCGAUGAGGAUGACACCAAAGAUACCUGUGAUGCAUCGCUUUGCUCCACGCUCAAGGAUUUGUUUGUCAAAUAAUUGCCGGGGAAUCCCUUAUUUAAAUUAAAAUAAUCCCAACUGUUUUGUUGUUUUAAGUUUCGACGACUUAUUGCCUUGA